This is a messenger RNA of Phlebotomus argentipes, 4369 nucleotides long. RefSeq names its product mitogen-activated protein kinase kinase kinase kinase 5 (gene hppy). Lineage: Eukaryota; Metazoa; Arthropoda; Insecta; Diptera; Psychodidae. Gene Ontology annotation, molecular function: ATP binding; MAP kinase kinase kinase kinase activity. The record is from RefSeq and is a predicted model, not a curated record. Gene Ontology annotation, biological process: protein phosphorylation. Bases 260 to 2989 code for a protein of 909 amino acids. The transcript has 12 exons.
ACGACCAAGGAGGAAUAUCCCCUCCAGUGCAUAUGUCAGUGCGUGUUUGAUGGCGUUUUUGGUGAUGUUUUUCUCUGCACGCAAUUUCUUUGGUUUUUCCGCAAAAAUAUCACCCCGAUUGUGUGCGUAGCACCCCAAAAAGAUGAUAAAGUGCACCACGGUGUGACGGACAGUGUGGAGAGCAUGUGAAAAACUGCCCAAAAACCGUGUUUAGACUAUCUCCCCUUUCUUGGACGUUGACGACGAAUGCAGAAUAGAAAUGGCAGCAGCACUGCUCAGCUCGGAUAUUUCUCGCAGGAAUCCCCAGAACGAGUACGAGUUGAUCCAGAAGAUCGGCUCCGGCACCUACGGGGAUGUGUACAAGGCGAAACGUCUGCAAAGCAAUGACUUGGCUGCAAUUAAGGUCAUCAAGCUGGAACCCGGCGAUGAUAUCCAGAUCAUCCAACAGGAGAUCAUCAUGAUGCGCGACUGCCGACAUCCCAACAUCAUUGCGUACUACGGCAGCUAUUUGCGGCGCGACAAACUGUGGAUUUGCAUGGAAUAUUGCGGCGGUGGAAGUCUUCAGGACAUCUAUCAAGUGACGGGACCCUUGACGGAGCAACAGAUCGCCUACAUGUGCCGCGAAACACUCAAGGGUCUGGCGUAUCUGCACUCGCGCGGAAAGAUGCACAGGGACAUCAAAGGCGCAAAUAUCCUCCUGACCGAGAGUGGAGAUGUGAAGUUGGCCGAUUUCGGCGUAUCGGCACAAAUCACUGCCACAAUCAACAAGAGACGCAGCUUUAUUGGAACUCCAUACUGGAUGGCCCCUGAAGUGGCCGCUGUGGAGCGGAAAGGUGGUUACAAUCAACUCUGUGAUAUUUGGGCAUGUGGUAUAACGGCAAUUGAACUGGCUGAGCUUCAGCCGCCGAUGUUUGACUUGCAUCCAAUGCGAGCACUCUUCCUGAUGUCCAAGAGUGGCUUCAAGCCGCCCACGCUGAAGGAGAAGGAGAAGUGGUCGCCGACAUUUCACUCAUUCAUCAAGACGGCACUGACGAAGAAUCCCAAGAAGCGACCAACGGCGGAGCGUCUGCUGCAGCAUCAGUUUGUGGAGAGUGAGAUGCCGCUGAGGGUGGCGCAGGAGUUGCUGCAGAAGUACUACAGUCCCAAUCAGUUCUACUUCUACUCGGAUGGCGAUGAGGAGGGCGCUGUGGCGAGUGUUCCGCAGCGGAUUGCCAGCAAGAUGACAUCGAGAUCCAAUGGUAUUCCAGGUGGACAGAAUCAUACACUUAAAGCUAAUCCACCUACUCAAUGGAACGCUGAUCGCUCUUCGAGUCCUGAGACGUUACCAAGUGAUAUAAAAUUGUUUGGGCGCCCCAAAUUGACUGGGACAAUGAUAAUGAACAUGUCAUUGAGGAGUCUAUUGCAAUAUAUUGAUGAGGAACUGAAAUUAAGAGCGACGCUGCCGCUGAUGGACAAGGAUGGAGGACUGGUGGCCGCGGAGUGUGCGUGUUCGCAUGCAAUUGCCGCGAGUAACCACAAUGGUGGAGCGGCUCAGGGUGUGCCGGCGGCACAGAUGAUGGCGCCACUCAGGGAGACGGCGCUCGUGGCGACGACGGACGCCGUGGAUCAGAAUCAGACGAACCAGAAUGGCGGCAUGGACAGUCCGCGGCGCCACAGCUCGAUGGAUCAGCUCAUGGGAUUGCUGAACGAGAUGGGCGUGUCGACGCGACACAGAAGCUUGAGCGACAGUGGCGAGCCGACGGAGGAUGCUGUGGAGCGGACGGAGGCGCAGCAGCCGGAUUUGCUGAAUAACACGCCGCCAGUGCCGCCGAAGCGAUCGCACAGGCGCCGCCACACACCGCCGCGGCCCACGUCCAACGGACUGCCGCCCACGCCAAAGGUGCACAUGGGCGCGUGCUUCAGCAAGAUCUUCAACGGCUGCCCGCUGAGCAUCAACUGUACGGCAUCGUGGAUUCAUCCGGAGACGCGUGAUCAGCAUCUGCUGAUUGGCGCCGAGGAGGGCAUCUUCAAUCUCAACAUGAACGAGCUGCACGAUGCCGUGAUCGAUCAGGUGUUCCCGCGACGCACCACGUGGCUGUAUGUGAUCAAGGAUGUGUUGAUGUCGCUGUCGGGCAAGAGUUCGCAACUCUAUCGGCACGACUUGAUAGCACUGCACUCAAAGCAGACGCACAGAUUCUCGCUGCACAUGAAUCGAAUACCGGAGAAGUUGGUGCCCAGGAAGUUUGCACUGACCACAAAGGUGCCGGACACCAAAGGAUGCACUCAGUGCUGCGUCACGAGGAAUCCCUACAAUGGAUACAAAUACCUGUGCGGCGCGCAGCCGUCUGGCAUCUUCCUCAUGCAAUGGUACGAUCCGCUGAACAAGUUCAUGCUGCUGAAGCAGUGCGAGUGGCCGUCGGCCGGCGUGACGCCGCACACGCCGGUGUUUGAGAUGCUGAUCACGCCUGAGCUGGAGUAUCCGCUCGUGUGUGUGGCCAUCAAGAAGGCCGUGGGGAUGAGUCACAGCAUCGUGAAGCUGGACUUGAUCAACAUGAACAGCGGCGCCAGUUGGUUCCACUCUGAUGAGCUGGAGUGCGACGGCACGGCCACGAUGGUGCCGCGCCGCGAGCCGCUGCGCGUGGUGAAAGUGCACCAGCUGGAGAAGGACACAAUUCUCGUGUGUCACGGCAAUACAAUCCAGAUUGUCACCAUGAGUGGAAUGCAGAAGCAGAGCAAGAAGCUCGUGUCGCAGUUGAAGUUUGACUUCAACAUUGAGAGUAUUGUUUGUCUGAAUGACAGUGUCUUAGCAUUUCAUAAGCACGGCAUGCAAGGAAGAUCCCUCAGGAAUGGCGAGAUAACUCAGGAAAUCACGGAUAUGAGCCGCACAUAUCGGCUUUUGGGGAGCGAUAAAGUUGUUGCGCUGGAGAGUCAAUUGCUGCGGACUGGAUCACUUGGGAGUGAAGAGGGACACGAUUUGUACAUCUUAGCUGGACACGAGGCGAGUUAUUGAAGCAUGCUUCAACACAUUCUUUCAUCGCCACACUUUCCAUGGAAAAAAAUCACUAUUUUCACAUUAUUUCAAACGAAAAUUAAGUGUUAAGAAAUUAAGAAGAAGAAAAAAAAAUUAUUCCCCCUCCAGAAAACAUUGUGAAUUGCAAUUUAUUAAUAGAAGCACAGAAAGAGAGAGAGAGAAACUUUAAUAACAUUUAACUAUGAUGUGUUUUGGUGGGUUGACAAUGAGUGAUGAUGAUAUUAAAUGCUGUAAAAGAAGAUUGAUGCCACAAAGCAACUUUUGCGACAGUCUCACUGGGCGAAAAUGUUGUGAAAAGAGUUUUUUCUUGUAAAUAAGGCGGGGAAACAAAUUUAUUCCCAUGAGAUUUAUUCGUUAUCCUUUUUUUAUAAUUUAAAUUUAUUAAUCUCGAGUCAUCGUUCGAUAUUUUGUAUAUUUUAUAUUAAAAGAUAAAUUGAAGGGGUUGAAGUGGGGUGGGCAAUUUGAGUAAGAGAGAAGCAAAAGUAUAAAUGUAUUGAUGUUUGUUUGUUUUACACACACAAUGAAGAAAGAUGAGCGAAAGCGAGCAUGAAGAGAAGAAGUUCAAUUUUGUAAAGUUGUUGUGUCUCAAGUUUUUUUCAAGAAGGAAAAGAAGAGAAAAGAUUCUAAUAAAAAUAUAUUAAUCACUAAAAAAAGACCAUUAAACGUAAACAUACAAAAAAGCAACUAAAACACAAUGAAGAGAAUAAUAUUUUAUUCAAUAGAGCGAACAUUAUUAAGUCACUAUCGAGUAAUUCGUUAAAUAAACUGUAUGUUUUUUCUGAGAGUCACACAUGUAAACAUGAUGAGAUAAAUAAGUGUAAAAGCUCCCAAUUAAAAAAAAAACACAAAUGAAAGUAUUUACUAAAAACAAUUGACAGCAUAGAUAAAGCAUUAGUCGAAGGAGAAAAUCUUACUAAAUAUAUUUUACGAGAGUAUUAUGAAAGAAAGAAAAAAAAUCUAUACACAUUACCAAACACAAUCUAAACGACAAAAAGCAUAUUUUACAAUAUUUAGACGUUUAAAAUAAAAUUAGUGGUGAAAAUGAGAAAAAUAUCAUGAUUUAUUAAAAAUUCAACAAGUGCAGAUUUUUCUCAGAGCUGGGAAAUUAACGACGAUAAAAGAAAAUGAAUAGUAAAAAAAAAAUUGUGAAAUCUUCAAUUGAGGAAAUGUACAAUUUCACGUAUCAAAGCAUAAAUAAUGAAAGAGAAAAAGAAAAAUUUUAUUGAAGAGUUGUGUUUAUGAACCAAAAAAUGAUGAUGAACAAGAAAUAAUAGAGAAAUAUUUUUCCUAGCAAGUAGGAUUAAUAGUUGAUUUGAGGAAAAUAUCAAGUGAAAAAAUAGCGGACAAAUACAAGAAAAA